This is a messenger RNA of Puccinia graminis f. sp. tritici CRL 75-36-700-3, 1554 nucleotides long. RefSeq lists its product as uncharacterized. Bases 1 to 1554 code for a protein of 517 amino acids. NCBI's taxonomy places the organism in Eukaryota, Fungi, Basidiomycota, Pucciniomycetes, Pucciniales, Pucciniaceae. The transcript has 4 exons. The record is from RefSeq and is a predicted model, not a curated record.
AUGAUGAAAAAGCGCAUGGAGCUCGGUACCUUGGCUAAGGGUGCUGCAGAAAUUUCCCAACCGGCCUUGCGUCAACCUGGCGCAAGCGUCGAAAAAGUUAACAAUAUGCGGGUCACGUUCGAUCCAAACAUCCGGGAGCUUACAGUCAAUCCUCCCGCACCCCACGCCGAAAUAGAGCCUGAGCGUUUGCCUCACCCUGAGGCAGAUGGCGAAAAGUUUAACAGAGUCAAAGUUACAUUUCAUCCAGACGUCCGAUUGCAAGAGUAUUCUUUACAUCCUGACGCACCCCCCACGCCCAGUUUCAAGAAGGCUCUGGCUGAUCUACCCAGACUUGACCCCUGGAUGGUUCGUGCUUGGAAAGCCUUGAAAGUAAAGCUCUCGAGUAUCAGGCAAAGGAUCAUCACCUUCUUCCGACCACCUGCGCCACCGGGUCCAUUUGACCUUCGCUUCGAACGACAACGAGCGCUUUCUCAGCUUCUAUUAACCAAGAAAGGCGUUGAUUUAGGACCAGACAUAGAAAGAUUUCUGCAAAAAAGUUUGAAAGAUUAUUCUAAACCAGAGCCAUAUCUUCAAGAAAAAUACAAUCCAAGGUUGGAUAAAUAUUGGAAGCCCAGACUGAAAAAAUCCGUUCGAGGAUUACAAGAUAUUUUGAUUGAAGACGAUGCGGCUAAGCAAUCUAUGACUGUACGUGGUAAAGAGAUUUCUCAUAAUAUUCAACCCAUCAUGCAAAAAGCAAAGAUGGGUUCAGAUCCCGUUGUAGCACUAGGAAAGAAGCUGGCCACUGAGAAUUCUAAAAUCUUGGCAAAAGAUCAAAAGAUUAUCAAGAGUUAUCUACCCGAGGACCAAAAAUACUUAUCGGGACUACUGGGUUUCUUUGGGCCCAAGAACGUGCUGUCGCCACACAUCCAAGCUUUGUUCCAAGAAAGGGUCCAGUUCCGAGAUUGGAAUUUUGGUGAAUUUGUAGACGCGGGGCCGUUUGUUCAAAAAGUUGAGCAAAUCCAAGAAAAACUAGCAGAAAUGGCUAGAUUUCGCCGGGUGGCUUAUUUGGCAAAGACACAAGGACACCCUUUUGACAAGCAACCUCCUCCAGAAUUGAUGGUUCAAAUUACUGAAAUCGAGAUUCAAUUAGUGACUACUUUUGGUGGACGUGAUAAAUUUGUAAAUGCUUUGAAUAUGAUCAAGGAAUCUGAUAUACACAAGGGGUUUAUGCAUGAGCUGAAUAACCCAAAAUCUUUGACUGGCCACCACCUUCAGUUUCUGGAACCAUGGGGAUACUAUCACAAGUCCAGUGAGAUUCCAGUUGGAGAGCUCAAUCUUAAAAGACUUGGAGUGAUUGAAGACAUGAAUUCAAUCAAGACAAUUGAUGGUCAAUCUGAAAUUGCAUUGGGAAUCAUCCAAAACCGUUUGGAAUUCACCGCAAAGGCUCAGAAGGGGGCUGAAAAGAUAGAAGAGUUCUUGACCCCUGAGGGCCUGCAAAGUUUCUUGGAGUAUAUGAAGCAAAAUCCACGCAAAAGCAAUGUUAAAUUCAAACCAUUAGAAGAGAUCUACAUGUAG